Messenger RNA from Salvia splendens (bonfire salvia), 1065 nucleotides. RefSeq lists its product as uncharacterized. Lineage: Eukaryota; Viridiplantae; Streptophyta; Magnoliopsida; Lamiales; Lamiaceae. The transcript is spliced from 3 exons. The record is from RefSeq and is a predicted model, not a curated record. Bases 1 to 1065 code for a protein of 354 amino acids.
AUGGUGAACAAUUUGGUUAGCUCACAACAACACAUGCAGAACAAUAUGCAGUCCAACAAUGAUGUGGUACAUAAGCUUCAAGACGCUCAAGUAGAGCAACAGGCAGCCAUGGACAUGCUGGAAAAGCAGCUAUAUCAGAUCGCAACUUCCCUGAGUGAGAUGUGCAGAAACGAAGGACGGAUUCCUGCCUCAGUUAAGCCACCGGACAGGGCGAACGUCAGUCAGAUCACCCUCAGAUCUGGCCGAGAGUAUGAAGGUCCGACAAUGAAGAUUGAUGAAGGGAUGAAUCAAACCCCACUAGAGAAAGAAACUGAAACAGGGGAAGCCAGAACAAAGGAUGAUAUCCAGAACAGAGACUUUGGGAAACCAGUACCCCAAGCGGCUGACCCACUCUUUUCAGACCCAGGAGCUGAGGUGGAGGUUGAAGAAAUAAGGAAAGAAGCUGGAGAAUCAUCCAAGGGAGAUGUCAGCAACAAGGCGAACCAAGUGAAACCUUUUCCCUACAGAGGGGAGGUCAAGAAGAAGAAGGAUGAUCUGGUAGACUUCAUGGAAAUCUUCAGCAAGUUCAUCAAGGAAUUUAUCACCGGGAAGACUAAACCCAAUGGCAAAAUAGUGAUCGGAGAAACUGUGUCGGUAGUGAUUCAGAAGAGGAGGAUGUCGUCGAAGCGCACUGACCCAGGAGCAUCAAUAAAUGUUUUACCACUUUCCAUCUAUAAGAAAUUGGAAAGAGUAAGAAUGGUUUAUACGAAAGUGGUAAUUCAAUUAGCGGAUAGGUCGUGCAUUAGUCCCGAGGGUGUGCUGGAAAACGUGAUAGUUAAAGUGCAUGAUUUCUUGUAUCCAGCUGAUUUCCAUGUGAUUAAGAUGAGUGAGUAUGAAUCUGCUGAAUCUAGCGGAGUGCUUUUAGGUAGACCAUUUCUGCGCACCGCUAAGACCAUAAUUGAUGUGUUUGAUGGAACCAUAUGUUUGGAUUAUCAUGGGGAGAAAUUCACGUUCAAUAUUGAUGAGGCUAUGAAAAAGCCGUUGGAUGUGGAAAAUAUGCAUGUUGUGGAUAUUAUUAAACCCUAG